AUGGCUUUCUUGGCCGGAUCCUUGUUGGGCCCCGCGGGUAGAUCGGCGGCACUGCUUGGUGGCAGGUGGCUGCAGCCCCAGCCUUGGCUGGCGCUCCCUGCUGUGCAGCCGCGGGGCAGCGCGCGCGGGAACGAGUAUCAGCCGAGCAACAUCCAACGCCAGCGCAAGCACGGCUGGAUCCCACUCCUGGGCACGCCGGGUGGCGUGCAGGUCAUCCUUCGCCGCAUGCUCAAGGGCCGCAAGUCGCUGAGCCAUUGA
Lemur catta (Ring-tailed lemur) is the source of this 258-nucleotide messenger RNA. Its product is annotated as 39S ribosomal protein L34, mitochondrial-like. Bases 1 to 258 code for a protein of 85 amino acids. Lineage: Eukaryota; Metazoa; Chordata; Mammalia; Primates; Lemuridae. Gene Ontology annotation, cellular component: mitochondrial large ribosomal subunit; ribosome. Gene Ontology annotation, molecular function: structural constituent of ribosome. Gene Ontology annotation, biological process: translation. The record is from RefSeq and is a predicted model, not a curated record. The transcript has a single exon.